CGGCUGCGGCGGCGGCGGCGGCGGUGGCGGCGGUGGCGGCUGGGGCGAGGGGAAUGGUCCCCGGGUCGGAGGGCCCGGCCCGCGCCGGGGGCCUCGUGGCUGACGUGGUGUUUGUGAUUGAGGGCACGGCCAACCUGGGGCCUUACUUUGAAGGGCUGCGCAAGCACUACCUGCUUCCGGCCAUCGAGUAUUUUAAUGGUGGUCCUCCUGCCGAGACGGACUUCGGGGGCGACUAUGGGGGGACCCAGUACAGCCUCGUGGUGUUCAACACGGUGGACUGCGCUCCUGAGUCCUACGUACAGUGUCAUGCUCCCACCAGCAGCGCCUAUGAGUUUGUCACCUGGCUCGAUGGCAUUAAGUUCAUGGGCGGGGGCGGCGAGAGCUGCAGCCUCAUUGCAGAAGGCCUCAGCACGGCCCUGCAGCUCUUCGAUGACUUCAAGAAGAUGCGGGAGCAGAUCGGCCAGACACAUCGCGUCUGCCUCCUUAUCUGUAACUCGCCCCCAUACCUGCUCCCGGCCGUCGAGAGCACCACGUACUCUGGGUACACGACGGAGAGUCUCGUGCAGAAGAUAGGGGAGCAAGGGAUCCACUUCUCCAUAGUGUCUCCCCGGAAGCUGCCUGCCCUGAGGCUGCUGUUCGAGAAGGCAGCUCCCCCCGCCUUGCUGGAGCCGCUGCAGCCACCAACAGACGUGAGCCAGGACCCCCGGCACAUGGUGCUGGUGCGGGGGCUCGUGCUGCCAGUUGGGGGUGGUUCGGCCCCAGGCCCCCUCCAGCCAAAGCAGCCUGUUCCCCUGCCUCCAGCUGCACCCUCGGGCGCCUCGCUCUCAGCAGCCCCCCAGCAGCCUCUUCCCCCUGUCCCCCAGCAGUAUCAGGUCCCUGGGAACCUGAGUGCAGCUCAGGUGGCGGCCCAGAAUGCAGUGGAAGCCGCCAAGAACCAGAAGGCGGGGCUGGGCCCACGCUUCUCACCCAUUAACCCUCUCCAGCAAGCCGCUCCAGGAGUGGGUCCCCCCUUCAGCCAGGCCCCGGCCCCACCUCUGCCGCCAGGGCCCCCUGGCGCCCCCAAGCCACCCCCUGCUUCCCAGCCCAGCCUGGUCUCCACCGUGGCUCCUGGCCCAGGCCUGGCCCCCCCUGCACAACCUGGGGCACCGUCCAUGGCGGGCUCGGUGGCCCCUGGCGGGGUGAGCGGCCCUUCCCCGGCCCAGCUCGGGGCCCCGGCCCUUGGGGGGCAGCAGUCGGUCUCCAACAAACUCCUGGCCUGGAGCGGGGUCCUCGAGUGGCAGGAGAAGCCCAAACCUGCCUCCGUGGACGCCAACACCAAACUGACCCGGUCACUGCCGUGCCAGGUCUACGUGAAUCACGGCGAGAACUUGAAGACGGAGCAGUGGCCCCAGAAGCUGAUCAUGCAGCUUAUCCCGCAGCAGCUGCUGACCACCCUGGGCCCUUUGUUCCGGAACUCGAGGAUGGUGCAGUUCCAUUUCACCAACAAGGACCUGGAGUCCCUGAAAGGCCUCUACCGCAUCAUGGGCAACGGCUUUGCCGGCUGCGUGCACUUCCCCCACACGGCCCCCUGCGAGGUGCGGGUGCUCAUGCUGCUCUACUCGUCCAAGAAGAAGAUCUUCAUGGGCCUCAUCCCCUACGACCAGAGCGGCUUCGUCAACGGCAUCCGGCAGGUCAUCACCAACCACAAGCAAGUCCAGCAGCAGAAGCUGGAGCAGCAGCAGCGCGGGAUGGGGGCACAGCAGGCACCCCCUGGGCUGGGCCCCAUUCUGGAGGACCAGGCGAGACCCUCACAGAAUCUGCUCCAGCUCCGCCCACCACAGCCCCAGCCUCAGGGCACUGUGGGGGCCUCCGCAGCCUCAGGACAGCCCCAGCCCCAAGGUGCUGCCCAGGCCCCCCCAGGCGCCCCCCAAGGCCCUCCUGGAGCAGCCCCUGGCCCUCCCCCUCCUGGACCCAUCCUCCGGCCUCAGAACCCUGGGGCCAACCCCCAACUGCGGAGUCUCCUCCUCAACCCACCUCCGCCCCAGACUGGGGUGCCUGCACCCCAAGCCUCCCUCCACCACCUCCAGCCACCGGGGGCUCCUGCACUGUUGCCUCCACCACAUCAGGGUCUGGGGCAACCCCAGCUGGGGCCUCCCCUCCUGCACCCACCGCCUGCCCAGUCCUGGCCCACACAGCUUCCCCCGAGAGCUCCACUGCCAGGUCAGAUGCUGCUGAGCGGGGGUCCCCGGGGCCCGGUUCCCCAGCCGGGCCUGCAGCCCAGCGUCAUGGAGGACGACAUCCUCAUGGAUCUCAUCUGAACCCCCGACACCCAAUAAAGUUCCUUUUAACACAC
Molecule: messenger RNA, 2332 nt
Organism: Lontra canadensis (Northern American river otter)
Lineage: Eukaryota; Metazoa; Chordata; Mammalia; Carnivora; Mustelidae
Gene: MED25
Product: mediator complex subunit 25
Biological process (GO): positive regulation of transcription by RNA polymerase II
Cellular component (GO): transcription regulator complex; mediator complex
Source: RefSeq, a predicted model, not a curated record